Molecule: messenger RNA, 1947 nt
Organism: Trichoderma citrinoviride
Lineage: Eukaryota; Fungi; Ascomycota; Sordariomycetes; Hypocreales; Hypocreaceae
Exons: 6
Coding region: 1-1947 (648 amino acids)
Biological process (GO): protein transport to vacuole involved in ubiquitin-dependent protein catabolic process via the multivesicular body sorting pathway
Cellular component (GO): ESCRT-0 complex
Molecular function (GO): phosphatidylinositol binding; ubiquitin binding
Source: RefSeq, a predicted model, not a curated record
AUGUUCCGAGCGGCGGCGGCUGGGCCGUUUGACGAGGUCGUCACCAAGGCGACUGACGAGAAUCUGACGUCGGAGGACUGGGGCGCCAUCAUCGAAGUAUGCGACAAGGUGUCUGGCGACCCCAACGGCUCCAAGGAAGCCGUCCAGAGCAUGAUCAAGCGACUCGCCCAUCGCAACGCCAAUGUUCAGCUCUAUACUCUUGAGCUUGCGCACGCCCUCUGCCAGAACUGCGGGAAGCAGAUGCACCGCGAAAUUGCCAGUCGUGCCUUUACCGAGGCCCUGCUGAAGCUGGCAAACGAUCGCAACACCCACCAGCAGGUCAAGAGCAAGAUCCUGGAGAAGAUGCAUGAGUGGAGCGACAUGUUUAGCAGCGACGCCGACCUGGGCAUCAUGAACGACGCCUUCCACAGGCUGAAGCAGAGCAACCCCUCGCUGCAGCCGCCCAGUGCGCCCCGGAAACAGGGCCUGACCGACCAAGACCGGCAGAAAGAGGACGACGAGCUGCAGAUGGCACUCCGGCUCAGCUUGCAGGACGAGGAACGAAAGAAGCCGGCCCAGGCCACGCCGGCCUCACAGGCCUCAUCCAGCAGUCAGCAACAGCAGCAGCAGCAGACUACCCCUGGGUCUACGGCGGUGCCCUCGGGUACUACGGCUGCCACGGUCAGCAGGGUGCGCGCCCUCUUUGACUUUGUGCCUACCGAGCCCGGCGAGCUGGAGUUCAAGAAGGGGGAUGUCAUUGCUGUGCUGGAGAGCGUGUACAAGGACUGGUGGCGCGGGUCGCUCAAGGGCAAGACGGGCAUCUUCCCUCUCAACUACGUUGAGAAGCUGACGGACCCCACGCCCGAGGAGAUGCAACGAGAGGCCCAGAUGGAGGCAGAGGUCUUUGCAGAGAUCAAGAACGUGGAGAAGCUGCUCACGCUGUUGAGCGCCUCUAACACGGGGCCGCGGGAGGAAGACAACGAGGAGAUCUCGAAACUAUAUCACCAGACGCUUGCCAUUCGCCCGAAGCUGAUCAAGCUUAUCGAAAAGUACUCGCAGAAGAAGGAUGACUUCACGCAGUUGAAUGAGAAAUUCAUCAAAGCCCGAAGAGACUAUGAAGCGCUGCUCGAAUCGUCCAUGUCUCACCCUCCUCAGCACAACUACCAACAGUAUGCCAUGCGCCCUGCGCAGGCCUAUCCUCCCCCAGCAGGCACCUACCCACCCCAGCCUCAGCAGCAGGAUCCCCAGAGAUUCUACACUCCUGGGCCUCAAGGCCGUCCACAGUUCCAACAGACGUCUUCCCCUCCACCUAACUUCCCGCAGUCUGGAGCGCCGCCCGCGCCCUUUUACGUAGCAGGGUCUGAGGUGCCGACUCAUGCCGCCGCCGGUCAGCCACCCGCUGCUCAGCAGCAGCAACAGUACCCUCCGAGCGACCACGGUCCUAGAAUACCCGGCAAUGGCAACCAGCCUCCCCCUCUCAACACCUCAACAUCGCCUUCCCAGAACUUCAACCCCUUCAAGCAGCCUCCAACCCAGGGACCACCAAGCACCUAUGGCGCCCAGGAACUGGCCACAUCUGUCUACGACUCUCCCAUUGCUCCCAACAACCCGACCUCUGCCGCUACAUUCUCCAGCUCCGUCUAUUCUCAAGAAGGCCCUGGGAUGCCUCACCCGAAGGAUAACGAGCCUACAGCUCCGUACAAUACUCAACAACCAGCAUACCAGAGCUACCAGCCUCCCCAGCAACCACCCUCUGCUCCUCCCAACCAGGCUUCACAGCGCCCUCCCAACGUGAUGAGCCCGCCACCUCUGCAGCCCAACGGUGCUGCGUACGACGCCCGCCAGGGGCUGCCCAGUCAGUCAGCCGGUGGUUCAGGGCCGCAGUAUAGGCCGUAUGUGCCCCCAGGCUCGUCGGAACCUAGCGCUCCGGCUCCAAACGACUACUAUCGCCAAUCCGGCGUCUACUGA